AUGUUGUCCUCAUAUACGAGACAGAAACGAGGAGGCGAAGAGGACGAGUCGGACGGCGCAGAGCAAUCCUCGUCCAAAAAGCCGCGAUUUGACGUCCGAAACCCCUCUGCACUGGCACCAGAUGCCCUGGAGGAUGAUGCUGUUUUGGAUGCGGACGAAUUUGGCCACAGGGGCCAAAAGGUUCGUCGAAAUGCUGUAAAAGUGGAAGGGUUCGAGUCAGACAGCGAGAAUGAAGGAUUCGACGCCCGCGCUGAAGCAAAGUCAAAGGCUAAAAAACGGGAGAAUCGUGCCGACGACGACGACGAUAUGUUUGCCGAACUUGAAGAAGACUUUGCAGAAAACGAUAAUGAAGAUGAGACAGGUGGAGUGAAGCAUAAGAAGCAGGUUCGGUUCCUAGAAACAGACGAGAUAGAGGGACAGGUUAAUUCGUCGAAAGCUGGAGGGAAGGUUACCCUAGAUACCCGAUCAGCUGGCGGAAAAGGAAAAGGAAGAGCUAUUGAUGAAGAGGAGGAGGAUGAUAGUGGUAGUGAUGUUGGCGACGAUGUCCGUGCUGCCCUGCCAACAGACGUGGACAAGGAGCUUGGAGCAGGGAGUAAGAAGCAGCAUGCUCCUCUCCUCGACGCCUUCAACAUGCGGGCUGAGCAAGAGGAAGGCCGCUUCGAUGACGCCGGAAAUUACGUUCGAAAAGCAAUGGAUCCCGAUGCUGUUCACGAUUUAUGGUUAGAAGGUGUUUCCAAGAAAGAUAUGCGAAAAGCGAAAGAAGCAGCGGAAAAACGAGAGGAGGAAAGACGCCAGCAAUCUCUUGCUGCCGACAAGGUGCUGACCAGUGAUGUCUUGAAGACAUUGAUACAACACCUUGAUCGAGGAGAGACUAUUAUCGAAGCUCUAGCAAGGCUGGGCAAAGGGCUAAAGCACCGGGCUAAAUGGCAGAAUAAGAACAAAAAGAAUCAGAAAAAGGCCAAUGGCGUAGCUGAGGAUGUCGAAAUGCAGGAAGAAGACCCCAAGGAAGCAGAGAAGAAGCGGGCUGUGGAAGAAAUUACUGAGGCUGCUGAUAUGCUGCUAAGUCGUGGCCAAACAGAUAUAUACGAUACGGAGCGUGAGCUUCUCACUCGCAUGUAUCAACGGGAAACCGGGGAGCAGUGGGUAGACCCUCCUGGCCCCAAGACAACAGUUGACAAUGGUGGAGAUGGAGAGGAUAGUGAGAUGUGGGAGUUCCGCUGGUCGGAUUCCCGGGAUGGCGGCAUAAUACAUGGCCCUUACGAUAAGCCAACUAUGCAGUCAUGGAGUGGUGCUGGAUAUUUUUCGGAAGGCGGAGCGGAGUUCAGGGUUGCUGGAAGCUCAGGUCCCUGGAACCCAGGGGAUCCAUUCUCAUGA
Trichophyton rubrum CBS 118892 is the source of this 1374-nucleotide messenger RNA. RefSeq lists its product as uncharacterized. Gene Ontology annotation, cellular component: U5 snRNP. The transcript has a single exon. The record is from RefSeq and is a predicted model, not a curated record. NCBI's taxonomy places the organism in Eukaryota, Fungi, Ascomycota, Eurotiomycetes, Onygenales, Arthrodermataceae. Bases 1 to 1374 code for a protein of 457 amino acids. Gene Ontology annotation, molecular function: protein binding.